Molecule: messenger RNA, 5472 nt
Organism: Mya arenaria
Lineage: Eukaryota; Metazoa; Mollusca; Bivalvia; Myida; Myidae
Product: proton-coupled zinc antiporter SLC30A1-like
Exons: 9
Coding region: 344-1573 (409 amino acids)
Biological process (GO): intracellular zinc ion homeostasis; detoxification of zinc ion; zinc ion transmembrane transport
Cellular component (GO): membrane
Molecular function (GO): zinc ion transmembrane transporter activity
Source: RefSeq, a predicted model, not a curated record
UAUCGCCCCUAGAUAGCACGACUUCCUGAAUCGACAUCCGGCGUGUGAAAAUUGUAAACAAAUCCCUGUCAAAAUGAAAGUAACACAUACGCGAAAUUAAUGCUUUUAUUCCCCUCAUUGAACGAUGUUUCAUAACUGACGUAAUGUGAUUAUGAAAUUUAUUCUGUUCAUAGAUUAAUUCAGUGUUUUUGUCCACUAUGUGAUUAUUUUGCACUCCGUAUACUGUACAACUUUCGUGCCGGGUGCAAUACAGUAUCCCCGAAAAUCGAAGGACGAUUCGAGUGCAACUAGGAGUUGAGAACAGGGAUAAUCCGCUGACAAGACAAUAUAAUAGAAUAUCAAGAUGGGUAAAUUGGGCACAAAGACAUGUCGGCUGUUGACGAUGCUGGGGCUGACAGCCUCUUUCUUCCUGGUGGAGAUCAUCGUUGGAUACAUCACAAACUCAAUCGCCCUUGUGGCAGACUCAUUCCACAUGCUGUCAGACGUCGUGGCUCUCAUUGUGGGCUUUGCAUCAGUGCGGAUCUCUAAGUGGCGUACCAAGAAGAACACCUUUGGAUGGGCGCGGGCAGAGGUGCUCGGCGCCAUGAUAAACUCUGUGUUUCUGAUCGCCCUGUGUUUCUCCAUCAUGGUGGAGGCCCUGAAGAGACUUGUAGAGGUGGAGAAGGUGGAGAACCCCAAGCUGCUUCUGAUCGUGGGUGCAGCCGGCCUCGGCAUCAACCUUAUUGGACUCCUCCUCUUCCAUAACCAUGGUCACAGCCACGGUGGUGGGGGUCAUGGGCACAGUCAUGGAGGGGGGAAGGGGGAGCCCAAGGACGGACAGAAGCAACACAUGGUUGCAAUGAAGGAGAGCGAGUCACUUGUAGAGGGACACAUUGCCAAUGGGGCAACUGGAAACAGCUCUGCAGAAAGCGAUUCGGAGGCCGACCAUGAUGAUAUCAUCAUGGAGUUUGACAGUGAUAGAAUGUCUUCCAGCUCACAGUUAAACAUGCGUGCUGUGUUCCUGCAUGUGCUUGGAGAUGCUCUCGGUUCAGUGAUUGUGAUAAUCAGUGCUCUAGUCAUCUGGUUCGUUGAAGGAGACUGGGUUUACUAUGUUGACCCCGGAAUGAGCGUGGUCAUGGUCUGCAUCAUUUUAUCUACAGCCAUUCCACUGUUGAAAGAAGCAGGCAUGAUUCUCCUGCAGACAGUUCCCACACAUAUACAGAUCACUGACAUUAAAGAAAAAAUUGAACAAAUGGAUGGAGUUCAAGCAGUGCACGAGUUCCACGUGUGGCAGUUGACAGGGAACAGAGUGAUAGCCUCCGCCCAUAUCCGCUUUCACAACCUAUCAGAGUACAUGACCAUCGCAGUCAGGAUCAAAACCCUCUUUCAUAAUGCUGGCAUACAUUCCACUACCAUACAACCAGAGUUCACAGAGACGGAGUCGUUUUCCUCACGAGACUGUGUGUUGGCAUGUGGCCCUGAGAAAACAUGCUACACAGACACAUGUUGUCCCGAGCCAAAGAAAGAUGCUGCCUCUCCAAAUGCUAGCAAAACUACGCCACAACAAACCAAAACACAGACAGAAACUGUAUAACUAUUGUAACUUGUAUUUAAAGUACAUUGUAGUUUUAACUUGUAAGGUAUGUUGUAUGCUGACUUACAUAACAUUUUAUAUGAGCUUUUAUUGUUAUUUAGCAGAAAAUGUGUUGUUCUUUCUUCUGAUAAUUGUUGAACAAUUUAUGGAAUCAAACGGAAGAUAUAAAUAUAAAAAAGGUAAAUUUAUCUUUUUGAGUAUGCAGGACUUUUUGUAUAGUGUUGUGAAGUCCUUCCGUUGUUAUGAAUGCAAGAAUUCCUUCUUCAUAUGACAUUUGUUUAGAUCAAUUAUUUAGAUAAAAAUGAUAAAAAUUAACAUUACAUUGGAUCAUAUCAAAAACAAGGAUUAAGCAUGCCUUUAAUAAGUAAUCUGCUGGACUGAUCGGACAUAUGUUACUUAGUAUUAGGCAUUAAUGCCUCAUUUGUUUGUACAUUUGCCAAAUAUUGCUGGAUAAGGCCAAAGAAAUCAUCUUUUUGUUAGAAGAUUUUCGCAUAAAAUAAUAUAUUUUCUUUUUCUCCACAUAAACCCUCUGAAAAUGACACCAAAGUUGAUACCAAAAUAUUGUUGGGUCAUCAGGCAUUCAAAAUCACAUAUCUAGGGAUCAGAUUCCUUGAAACGUUCCACAAAUAUACAUCAAAUCCCUCAUAAUGCCAUCUAUAAUUUAAGUGUUUUUUUGUUACACUUUUAAAGCCUAAUGCACUGGCAAUGUCUCAAACUUAUGUCUUGCCAUCAUCUUAUACUCUUAUUUCCGUGAAAUAUUUAUUUUAAAGGGACGCUGUUCUACCAUUUGCAUUUAACAUUAAUGAUCGCUAUUAACAGGGAUGUGGUUUGUCCGCGGAUUCGUGGAAUUCCGCGGAUCUUAUGGCCCCAGAGACCCCCCCCCCCCCCCCCCCCAAAAAAAAAAGGUUUUUUUUUACCUGGAAAAAAUUAUUUGGUUGCUUUCAAUUGUUUAAGUAAAUAUUCCAGCCCUCAAAAGAGCUUCUAAAAGGCCAUUUUUUCUUCUACAGCAGUGCGCUCUUGACCCAAAGAACGCCCCAUAAACCCAUGGCGGAAAAUGUUUCAGCCCUCAGGCUGCCAGGUCUAUCACAUCCCUGUAUUAAGUACUUCUCUGUGAAAUGAGAUUCAAUUUCCUUCAUGGCAAAUCGGAGAAGUUUUAGUGCAAGAUUGACUCGCUCCUUUUUAAGCUUCUCAUGAUUAUAUCGACAAAAGAUGAAGCCAUAAUUUUUUACAGGAAAUAUCCUCAGAUUUUAUUGGCUACAUCUGUGCUUAAAUCUGUAUGUAUCAGUUCAGGUGAGGCAGUUCUGAAUGGAUGUCGUAUUGUGUGCCAUUCCCACAUUUUCUUGGAAAAAAAACAGAAUUUAUUGUGUUUGACUCAUAAUUUUAUUUCAUUUUACUCUCAAAUAGUCUGUUAUUAUUAACCCUUUGCAUGCUGGGUAAAAAAUGUUGCCUGCUAAAAUGUUGUCUACUUUGUUUUCCUGUCAAUUUACUUAAAACUUGGAGGAAAUAUUGACUGAGUGGCAAACAGCUUGGAACCUGACCAGACGCCGAGCUACUCGGCAUCUGGUCUGGUUCCAAGCUGUUUGCUAAAACUAUAAUAUUGCCGCCAGCAUGCUAAGGGUUAACAAAUGGAGACAUUUAUUACAUAAGAUUUUUAUAGCAUGAAAAUGGUAUACAAACUCUGUUAAAACCAGAUAAUCGUGUCUAAAUAACUGCCGAAAAGUUCUUUUUUGAAUCAGAUAUGUGAACCUUCGGCACUGCUUGAGAGGUAGAGAUUGAUAGAUUUUGGGUCCAGAGAGGUAGAGAUCGAUAGAUUUGGGGACAAGAGAUAUAGAGAUCGAUAUAUUUGGGGUCAAGAGAUAUAGAGAUCGAUAGAUUUGGGGUCCCGAGAGGUAGAGUUCGAUAGAUUUGGGGUAAAGAGAUAUAGAGAUCGAUAUGUUUGGGGUCAAGAGAGGUAGAGAUCGAAAGAUUUGGGGUCAAGAGAGGUAGAGAUCGAUAGAUUUGGGGUCAAGAGAGGUAGAUUUUACAAAAUGCUCUACUCCUCAAUUUUUCAGCUUUUUAUGCAUAUUAUGUACACAUUUAACAUUAUUUCACUCUCUAAAUACCUUAAGAAAUUUUUCUAGAUGUAAAACAUUCCAGGUACAUUAUGAAUAACUUCUUAUUCUCUUUGUUUAUUUAUUCAACCAUUUAAAUAAUUAUGUUGCAUAAUUAUGUAAAGAUAAAGUUUCAGUAGCUUGCCUAGAGAGAAUAGAAAUAUUAUUCAUUUCAGUUUUAAUUAUCACAAAUUAUGUAAGGGUACCUUUAUACAAGAAUCAUGUUUCGGCUAGUGUAAAAACGUUAUUUCUAGAGUGAAAAAUUAAUUGAAGCAAGAUGUAAAAACAAAUACAGCAGUGCCUGAAAUACUAAAGAGUAUUUCUAUUUAGCCAUUUUUUGUGUUAAACAGAUAUACCUGUUUUUUAUUGAUGUUAUUAUGGUGCUGUGUACUCAUUCAAAUGUUGCAUGAAUACUCAUUUGAAAUUCAUUUCUACAUGUAUGCAGUUGCCACUUUUAUCUGAACCUUUUACAGUAUAAAUUUUUAUAAUUUUCAAUGUUUGUUUUCAGCAAUCCCAAGUUAUAACAUGACAAAUGUACUGUCAUAUAUGUUCAUGCAAUGAUGUAUUUCAACAUCAAUAGAUUCAAGUUCAUCUCUUUGAAAGUGUUUUGUGUUGCAUGAAAAAAAGAUGCUUUUUGUUGUGUGUAUGUAAAUUGUAAAUAUUUAUAAUUAUAUUAUAUACUAGUAUUCCCUGUUUAUACAUAUCUGUGUUGUUAGUUAAUUGUAAGCAUAUUUCUGCUGUGUAUGAAAUACGCUUGGUUUUUGUUCUGUAUUUUCUCUUGUUAUCAGUGUUUAAAUAUGUCUACUCUCGUAGUGUUGAGUUUAUGAUAUAAUUCUUGUCUGUUUUCAAGAUCAAACAUUUAGUUAUUGUCAUAGUAUUGGAGUCAUUGUCAGUGGUGGCGACGUUGUCGUGUGGGAACAUUUACCUUGACCAUAACUCUAAAAAUUGUUAAAGAUAUAUUUAUUCUUCCCCUUUAGUAGGCAUUUUGCAUUGCAAUAUGCAAACGUUUAGCAGGCCCAUAAUUUCUGCUUUAGUGAUGUUGGAGUUUUGCCACUUGUUUAAUUGGGGAAAAACAACAGCAGGACUGGAUGUUACAAUUUAUGUCAGACUACCUCUGAAUCAACUGAUCCAUUUGUAAAAAAAACACUUGAUACAGGCUAUUUUAUAUUAAUUUAAAGCUAAAAUAUUUCAGUCUUCCAUUCCCCGCCAUGCAUUUGUAUUCUGUUACAAAUGAAGCAACUUUGUAGUGAAUUUUGUUCCUUAAAAUUUCUAAAGCGCUGCGGGUCAGGAGGCAAAUAUUUUGAAUACUCUGAAAAUAUUAACAUGAAAUUUGGCACUCUCUGACACAUUAAUAAUGUUCAAGCAUGCAAGUGUAUUGUUUUUUCUUCUAAUUUCGUGAAUUUCAAAAGUGCUUCCCACAUGGCCAGAUCAGUUAUUCAACAAGGAUGCAGCAUCAAACAUUGUUUUUUCUUUCUUUAAGGGUUGUCAUUUUUCUGAGUUCUUAUAAAAUAUAUAUUGGUAAAAUUACUACAUAAUGGAAAUUUUAAUUGUUAAUUAUAAAAUUAAUUGAAUAUCUGAUUGUAUUUGAAGUCCAUCUGGAUGUGUAUAUAAAUAUUAGUGUUGACUCAGAAUAUGAAGAACCUACAACUAUCUAUGUGCAUAAUGCAGCAGGAAAUCCCAAGUAAUCCAGUACUUACAAAAUAUUUGUUUUCAUAUUAUAUGCUGUUUUCUGUAUGCUUGUUUUUUGCCAGUGAACAAAGACAGUGGUGUUCGAAAAAAGUAAGGAAUAAAAGUAUGAAAACAAUGAAA